AUGAUUCCUCGAACCAGCAUCGAAGAAGCCAACAAGCAUUUGGUUCUUCUCCACAAACGUGUAACAGAACUCGAGAAAACAGUGAAGGAACAACACGAGGCUUUGAUUGCCAAAGAUCAGUUCCUUCAAACCAAGGUGACAGAAAUUUCGUCUGCUAAGAAUGCAGAAUUGGAUGAAUUGCGGCUAAAACUGAGUGAUGGCGAAAGGACGAUGUUUGUGUUACAACAACAGAUGGAACAAAAAAAUAGAGCAUUAGAGAUUUUACAGCGUAAUUAUAGUAAUUUAAAAUCUCUGCUCUUGCAUAAAACAAACGUUAGACUUUUGCUGAAAGCCAUGGAAGAAACAGAGGGCCGGCUAAUUGAUGAUGCUACGGAGUCAGAGACGGAGAUGCAGAAUUAG
Molecule: messenger RNA, 399 nt
Organism: Pomacea canaliculata
Lineage: Eukaryota; Metazoa; Mollusca; Gastropoda; Architaenioglossa; Ampullariidae
Exons: 1
Coding region: 1-399 (132 amino acids)
Source: RefSeq, a predicted model, not a curated record